Molecule: messenger RNA, 858 nt
Organism: Macroventuria anomochaeta
Lineage: Eukaryota; Fungi; Ascomycota; Dothideomycetes; Pleosporales; Didymellaceae
Exons: 6
Coding region: 1-858 (285 amino acids)
Source: RefSeq, a predicted model, not a curated record
AUGGAAGCGAGACGGAUCUCAUGCCGCCUACAAGGGAGCUCAGCUUUACCCGCUCUCCGCUGGGGUAUCAUCUAUACAGCUGCAAUAAGCUCCUUAUUCCACAUCAUCACCGCGAUCGGGUCCUCGAGCAAGACCAAAGGCCUCACUUUCGUAAAGGACCACCUCUCAGGCGUUGAACCUGCGCCCGAAGUCUACGCUGGGUAUGAUGCUCACGUUCUGUGUGAGAAGUCGUUUACGCUGAAUGUGCGGACUGCGAGGGUAGUCUUUCGAGCAGCACAAGAGAAGGCUAUAAUCAUUGGGGAUGUUCUGAGAGUGUUUGCAGAUAUUGACCGGAUGCAAAAUAUCCAGACCAAGGAUAUGGAUAGCCGCUUGAGAAACGUAGAGUUGGGUGCUGGAAGUUUGUUGGAUAUCGGGAUAAACAGUGUUACUUGGAGGUUGCUCGCUCUCGAGGACCGCGUGAUAAGGGAAGACACAAAGAAAGCGGGAGAACUACAGAUUAAGGCUGCGCGAACGCUUCAAGAAGAUAUAGAUGUUGCAUCCACAGUUAUCCUUUACCGUCCGUCAAUAGGUCAGCAAGCCAUCUGUACGUCGACAAGUAACUUCAAGAACUCUAGUAGAGAGUUCUGCCGUAUUGAAGGAAGCGAAGGGCAUAUCGUUAUCGAGGGCGAAUACGCCUCUCGCCCAAGUGGUUUCGUCGUGUACAAGAAGGGUGAAAAGGAAGGAGAAAGACAUGGUUUUCUUCUUCCCGGAGCCAGCCCCUUCUACGAAGCUGAUGUGGAGGGGAGGAUAGUGAGAAUUAUGGAGAUGAUUGAUAAAGUAAGAAGGCAGAGCGGUGCGAGAUUUCCAGGGGAUCUCUAG